AUGAAUCUUAUAGAGGACAUGUUGGCGCCAUGUAACCUACCGCACGCGGGAUACCCUAACAAUGUGGAUCUGAUAGAGUGGGCGCGUCGGUGCACGGCGCUGGAGGCCGAGAUCCUGAACAACCUGCCAAAUUACCUUGAUGACACUGACGCAGAGGAUUUCACUGGCUUCUAUGGCGGCGAGCAUGUCGCCGAUCGCUUAAAGAGACUGCGCCUCACUGUCGUCGGCGAUGGUGACGGCUACACUUUCACGGAGAUCAGUAAGCUACGCAUCUUCCCCGCGGCCCAACUGUCGCUCUGCCUGAAGUUGGUCCACGUAGAGCAAGGCCUGCAAGCCCUCAAGAUGAACUGCGACGCGCGCGUGCGACUCGAAACGGAAGGCGUAAUCCGCAAUCUGGGCCUGCUCUUCGGGAUCGAGCGCCUCCAGAAAGUCGGCGGGGAGGUGCGCUCUCGCCUCCAGAAUCUCACAGAGGAGGUAAAAUCAACAAUGGUGCAGAACUCGGAGGCCGAACAGCGUGGGGACAGCAUAUGGGAAGACUUUUGGCUGCUACGCCGUAACGAGCGCGGCAACCAAUUCCGCGCGGACGCACUGCGGGGACUCCAGGCCAGGUAUCCGAGGGCCGAUUUGGGGCUCUGCGAACGGAUCGCGCACCGAAUGAGCGCCUGCUGGAAGCUCCUUAGCUGGCGCUUGCAAGAUAAUCGGUUAGGGGAUCACACGGUGAAUCCUGCCAUUCUUGGGCCCCGGCAGCAGCAGCAGCAGCAGCAGCAGCGGCAGCUUCUCUUGCCUCCCCCGCCACAGCCCCCUGCCGAUGCGACAGAGCACAUGUGUCCCUACUGUAGUGACGUGUUGCCCGUCUCGGUGUACCAGACCCCAGCCAUGUGGCAGCACCACGUGCUCUACGACUACCACCCAUAUGUCUGCCUGGCGAAGGAGUGCUUGGGGAAUGCCACGUUCGCCUGCCUGGACGAUUGGGUCAACCAUAUGCGAGGACACGGCGGGCACUGGGAGUGCAGCGCGCCGGGGUGUGAGCAGGGCACCGUCUGCUUCGGGUGGUUCGACGGCGACAAAAUCCAAAGGCAUGCGCAGUUGGUCCAUGGCUGGGAUCAGCUGCCACCCAAGGCACUCACCAAGGUCCCGGCGGCUCGACUGGAAUUCACUGAGUGUCCCCUCUGCAAGGAACCGUUUUCGGGCGACGACCCGGAGGAGGCCAUCAAGUGGCAUCUGGCGGCGCAUGUCGAGAGGGAGAUGCUGUCGAUCCGGCCAUUGGUCUCCUAUGCCCGGACGCAUCCCGAAUAG
Molecule: messenger RNA, 1296 nt
Organism: Aspergillus uvarum CBS 121591
Lineage: Eukaryota; Fungi; Ascomycota; Eurotiomycetes; Eurotiales; Aspergillaceae
Exons: 1
Coding region: 1-1296 (431 amino acids)
Source: RefSeq, a predicted model, not a curated record